AUGACAAGAGUGUGGUUUAUUACCGGUUCCUCCCGCGGUCUCGGCCUCGCAAUCACCGAAGCAGCCCUCAAACACGGAGACUCCGUCAUUGCAACCGCUCGCAAGCCAGAGCAGCUCAACAACUUGGUUAAGAAAUACGGCCCACAGAUCUUCCCCGUCGCCCUCGACGUCACAAACAACGACCAAGUCCUCGAAGCCGUCCAAGCUGGCCAUGCCAAAUUCGGCCGCAUCGAUGUCGUUGUCAAUAACGCCGGAUACGCCAACACUGCCUCCAUUGAAGAUAUCGAGAUCGACGACUUCCGUGCUCAAGUUGACGCCAACCUCAUGGGUGUAGUCUAUGUCUCCAAAGCUGUGCUCCCCAUUCUCCGUCAGCAAAGAUCCGGCCACAUCUUCCAGGUUUCUUCAAUCGGCGGGCGGAUUGGUUGCCCCGGCCUCUCAGCUUACCAAAGUGCUAAGUGGGCUGUCGGUGGGUUCUCGACGGUCCUUUCGCAGGAGGUGGCUUCUUUUGGUAUCAAGGUUACUGUCCUUGAGCCUGGUGGUACCAGGACCGACUGGUGUGGCUCGUCGAUGAAUAUUCCUCCUGUCAGCGAGCCAUACCAGAGUACGGUCGGAGCUUUUGCUGAAUUCCUUCGCGGAUUUACUGGAUCUGAGCCGUCGCUCCCGGAGAAGAUCGCCGAUAUUAUUCUUAAGCUUCUUGGUGAGAAGGAGCCUCCGCUGCGUCUUCUCGUUGGUCCUGAUGCCCUUGAACACGGUGGAAAGGGUGCUGAAGUGAUCGCCCAGUCGGAUGAGAAAUGGCGCGAGCUGAGCUUGUCUUCCGUAUAG
This is a messenger RNA of Penicillium odoratum, 822 nucleotides long. Its product is annotated as Bcboa17. The coding region runs from base 1 to 822 and encodes 273 amino acids. The transcript has a single exon. NCBI's taxonomy places the organism in Eukaryota, Fungi, Ascomycota, Eurotiomycetes, Eurotiales, Aspergillaceae. The record is from RefSeq and is a predicted model, not a curated record.